CGGCUUCCAAAAAACUUGUUACGUAAUAGUCGCAAAACUUGUCUAAUUUAGUGAAAUUGUUUAAUGUGACAAAAUUUUGUUUUAAAAAAAAUGUUAAGUGGCGAUGUUACUUUCUGAAAUAUAAACUGAAACUUUUAACUAAAAAGAAGUGUUACAUUACAGUACUGAGGCAAUGGCCAGCACCUUACUUAUAAAAUAAAAUUUUAAAUUUGAUAUUUUUUGGAAGAUUGUUAAGUUAAGAGUUAAGAAAGACUUAAGUUAUUUAUGCUUGUUAAAAAUUUUUAAUGCAAGCAAUUUGCAUGCAAUGUAAUAAAACGAGCCGCUUCACAUAAGCUGAGUCCGUCACUCAAAGUUAAUUUUAAAUUAAACUACUGAAAACGUGAAAACUAAUAAGAUUACUAAAAAAACUACUAAAAUUUAAAUAUUGAUGUUUCACAAUUUGGUGAAUCUGUUGAAAAUUAACUGCGCGGGAUUGUCAAAACGACACAGAAAAAUGUUAAAAAUGACUAGCAGUUUGUUUCAAAGAAAUCCUGAAAGUCCAACUGUUUCAUUGGAAACAUUAACCUUUGAUGACAAGGCUAUGAAAUGUUUGCCAAUUGAUGAAAACAAAGAAAAUAUAGUAAGAAAAGUAGAAGGAGCUUGCUACUCAAAAGUUUUGCCCACACCCAUCACAAAUCCUCAAUUAGUUUCAUUUUCAAAAUCUGCUUUGGAAUUGUUAGAUAUUUCAUUAAAAGAAGUUGAAAGAAAAGAAUUUAUUUCAUAUUUUUCGGGAAACUCAGUACUACCCGGCUCUAUUCCAUUGGCCCAUUGUUACUGUGGACAUCAGUUUGGUAGCUUUGCUGGUCAACUUGGUGAUGGUGCAGCAAUAACUUUGGGAACUGUCAUAAACAGAAAAAGUGAGAGAUGGGAAGUGCAACUGAAGGGAGCAGGUUUGACUCCCUACUCGAGGACUGCAGAUGGUAGGAAAGUGUUAAGGUCCAGUCUCAGAGAGUUUCUGUGCAGCGAGGCGAUGUACUAUUUGAAUGUGCCUACCACAAGAGCAUCUAGCAUAAUAACUUCAGAUACAAUGGUUGUUAGAGAUGUUUUUUAUGAUGGCAAUCCAAUAUUAGAAAGAUGUUCAGUUGUUUGCAGGUUGGCUCCCUCUUUCAUCAGAUUUGGAUCAUUUGAAAUUUGCAAAGGAGCUGACAGAGUAACCAACAACUAUGGGCCAAGUGUGGCACAUUCUUAUAUUCUCAAUCACCUGGCUGAUUAUGUUAUUGAAACAUUCUAUCCACAGAUAUGGGACAAUUAUAAAGAAAAUAAGAAAGUUAUGUAUACAGAAUUUUUAACAGAAGUUCUUAGGAGGACUGCCAAACUAGUUGCUCAUUGGCAAUCUAUUGGCUGGUGUCAUGGAGUUCUGAACACAGACAACAUGAGCAUCUUGGGUUUGACCAUUGAUUAUGGACCAUAUGGAUUUCUUGACCAUUAUGAUCCACACUAUAUUCCAAAUGCAUCUGAUACUGCUGGCAGAUACAUGUUUAAGAACCAGCCUUCUAUAUGCAAGUGGAAUUGCAUGAUGCUGGCAAAAAGUUUGCAAGGUCUAACAUCUGGUGUUGAAGCAGAUGUUGAGGAGUUUGAUGCGAUUUUUGAAAAAUCUUACUUGGAAAUAAUGAGGAAGAAGUUGGGGUUGUUAACAGAACAAGAAUCUGACAGACUGCUCGUUGAGGAACUUUUGGAUACUAUGAACAAAACAGGAGCUGAUUACACAAACACAUUCGUUUGUUUCAAUCAACUUCGAUUGGCUGAUUGCUUUGCAACAGAUGGCGCUGGCAACUGCAACAGCAACCAGCAACACAUCAGUGAGGUUACGAAAAUGUUGCUACAACAAUGUCCUUCUGCUGAUGAAAUGAAAUCUUAUUAUGCAACAAAAGUUGACUUCUGCACACUGGAUCGUGCACUGGAAAUUUUGCGAAGUGACUCUCCAUUAACUCAGAUGAUGAUCGGACAGAAGGAUGUAUUGCUCAAUGAGGAGUACAAGAUGAAGAGAUAUCUUUAUUACAAUAACCCAGAAUUAGAGAAAACAGAUCAUGAUAAUAAUCUUUGGACGAGAUGGUUGGAGAAGUAUGUUGCAAGAUUGAGGCAAGACUAUCAGCAGACGAAUGUAAGAACACGCGUAGGAAGUUGUGUGGACGAGCAGUUCAUUCCACGCAACUACAUAGUACAGCAGGCAAUCCAAGCAGCUGAACAUGGCGACUAUUUUCUCGUCAAUAGAAUUUUGAAACGAGUAGAAAGACCAUUUGAUGAGGAUGAAGAUGAUUACAAUUUGGAAAAUUCUGAAAUGAAGGAGAGAAGUGGCGAACCUUACAUAAAACUUUCAGAUCAUACGUGCUACCUCAAACGCCAUCCGAAACAAUCACUUCGAAACAUGCUUACCUGAUCUUCGUAAACUGACGUCACCGUGACGUCGUUUAGAAUCGACAUGCUUUGUGGAUGGUUAGACUGAGCCUUUUUUAAGCAACUCGCUAUUCUUGAGUAUCUUUUAUGUAUCGUGUUUAUAUAAAUCACGGACUGCCGCCUAUAUUUCGUUGUUUCUUAAGCUCGACUGUAUUUAAAAUGUAUUGUUCUAUUUCAAAAUCAACACCGGUGAGCUUAAAUAACGGCUAAGUCGACCAAUUAUGACGGUUGUAUUUGAAAUCCGCGAUAGUGGAGAGGUGCAACCUGAUGACCACAACAAACCAUCGACAUUCAUUUCACUUGACGCUAUCUUCAACAUUCAGUUAUGGAUGUUUUCAUUUAUUUAUUUAUUCAAACUGUUGAUGACUGCUUAUAUGAGUGUUGUUAUUGAAUAAAUAUUCAUCUGGUUGUCUUUUG
Molecule: messenger RNA, 2850 nt
Organism: Helobdella robusta
Lineage: Eukaryota; Metazoa; Annelida; Clitellata; Rhynchobdellida; Glossiphoniidae
Exons: 14
Coding region: 428-2416 (662 amino acids)
Source: RefSeq, a predicted model, not a curated record